AUGGCCUGUGGUAAAGAGUGCAUGUGCUUAGAUGCGCUUCCUGCUAAGUCUCUUUUCUCUUCCAUCGAUAUAAAUAAAGUAUCCGCAAUCAAUGAAAGAGUCAAAGAAAGUUGUGCAAACGUUCUUAAUAGAAGCUCGUCCGAGAGAGAGACAGAAGUCCAUGCAUAUUCAAAGGACAAACAAGGACUCGUCAUUAAAAUACCAUUUAUUUGCAAAGUGGCCCUGAGCAGGAUCGAAAUACGCACAUCGUUCAAGAAGAUCGAGGUGUUUACGAACAAUCAGUACGUAACACUCACAUAUAAACCUAAAAAUAAAGAAGAAUAUUCGCUUCCAGGCACUGACCACAUUCUACCCAUUGUACUGCCAGCAUACAAACACAAAUCAGUAGACACUCUAACGCUCCGACUGACGGGAACAGAUGAGCCGGGUGUGCUAAAGUAUCUGUGCAUAUGUGGGGCUGUGUCAGGUGUACUUCCCAAAGCGGUAAAUGUAACGUAUGAACUCUAUCCAAUGCCAGAAGACACUAAAGCACCCGAUGCAAAAGCAAAUAACAUGGAAAUAUACAGAGACUAA
Nematocida minor is the source of this 573-nucleotide messenger RNA. RefSeq lists its product as uncharacterized. Lineage: Eukaryota; Fungi; Microsporidia. The coding region runs from base 1 to 573 and encodes 190 amino acids. The transcript has a single exon. The record is from RefSeq and is a predicted model, not a curated record.